AGACAUUUUGCAGCAAAUUUGCCGGACGCCGAUCACAUUGAGUCGUGGAUCAACGUUUCUCUGCGCGAGGUGGAUGGACCUCUCCGACUACCUCAUCGCUAUAUUGAGAUCUCCUACAUGGAUUGUUCCCAUCUCCAAGUUCAUAGACGAUCAUUGUGCGAUAUUUGAGGACGUAGAGGAGAACAAACUCGAGUACACAUCGGUGCACAACCGCUUCAAAGAGCUGAUCGACAGCCUCCUGGCCGCGCACCUCUGCGAGCUCCAGAUCACGGAGGAGCAGUUUGCCGAGUUCUGCCACGUUGGCCUGACCGGGGAC
Prorocentrum cordatum is the source of this 316-nucleotide messenger RNA. The record is from the annotation of a GenBank genome assembly. Lineage: Eukaryota; Dinophyceae; Prorocentrales; Prorocentraceae.